Anisakis simplex (herring worm) is the source of this 216-nucleotide messenger RNA. NCBI's taxonomy places the organism in Eukaryota, Metazoa, Nematoda, Chromadorea, Rhabditida, Anisakidae. The record is from the annotation of a GenBank genome assembly.
AUGCUCGAGUCAAACUGGAACGAGACGACCGUAUCAGAUGCAGACUUCUGGAGUGCAGUCGGUACAUUGGAAUUGCGUUACGCUGUACCGUCACUACUACAAUCGUAUGUAACCAUUGACACGAAAAAUGUCAGCAGAAAUGCAUUAUAUAUAGAUCAAGUUAGUCAAGUUUCGCAUAAAUUCAUAAGUGAUUUCUGUUGCAACAGUUUAAAAUAA